AUGGAUUUUAUACUUUCUUUGACGCAUUUCUGCGAGGUGCAUGGUCCAACCUCCAUCAUCUGCUCGCAGGUCCUCCCCUUCUCCUGCCAGCAAUGCUAUCCCGAGACAUCCGAUUAUUCUCCCACUGAUACCCCUGCCACCUCCCACGACACCGUCUCCUCCCAAGGCCUGCAGAGUCGAGCAAACAGCAAGCCCCCUUCGUCCUCGAAAUCAUCCGAAAGGCGUCCGGAAGCCGGCGACCGGUCGCCUCGGAUUGAAGACCAUCCGUAUUUUUUGAAGAGCCAGGCCACACCCACCGAGGGUCAGCAGACUUCUGGCCACCUGGGAGGCACGGAGGGCGAAACCUGUGCCAGCUGCAGUUUGACGCUACCAGAAGAUGUAAGCAAACAACUACCGCCGGGGGCGCCGGGGACUGCCAAGAGCGAUGGCAAGGGUCGGAAUGGCAGUCCGGUCCUGCGGUCCCGCCAGGUUGUUUACACCUGCGGCAAUGGUCACGCUGAUCACGAAGAUGGCGGACACGACCCGCACAAUUAUUCGUCCUAUCCGGAAUCUCUCCAUUCGUCCUCUGUUGCGUCAGAUGUCUCUUGCCACACUCACAUCCUCACAUACUUGUCCCUGCGUGGACCUCCGAACCCUACCGAUUACGCCAUACUUCGUCGCUCCUCUAUCCGGACCCUGAGUUGUGAGCUCUUGCCACGCGGGCUUUCUUCCGGACCCUUGAGUUUCGGCGACGGGAUCGCUGGCUAUACCAUUGCGUUCAUCUUCCGCCUCCCUGAUCCCAUGGCACGUGGCAAACGGCGCAGCUACGCGUUCCUCGCCUUGGCCGGCCGGGAUGCCGGCAGGGCAUUUCGGGCUUCUCCUGUGAUUUGGCGUUGUUUUGGACGCAUUGCGGCUGGCAUGGCAAACUCGGCGGAAAGGUUUCAGGAGGAAGAGAAACGUCGGGAAGAGCAGAACAAGGGACCUGAUCGAGAUGGCAACAAGCCAUACACUCCUGUCUCUUCGUUCCUUACUGGACGUGCUCUGGACCCGGCCAGUCAACUCCGCCGCCCUGGUCCGGUCCGUGCCAGAAACCUGUCCGAGAUCGUGGGCAACCAAUACAUUUUCGCAGAAAUCCACGCCAAUUUCGUGGCCCUUCUCCAACAGCUGGGUAGUAUGUUCGGCACCUUCCCUGUCUCGGAAGAGCAAAUUAUUAGCACCAUCCGCGAAGAGGAGGGUGUUUCUGCAGCGAGACGGCAGUCUACCUCUACGGCAGGUGGGAAAGAGAAGUCUCGGCGCAAAGCCUCCCAGCAAUACGAUGAUAAUGAUUUGGGAAUGUCGACCUUGAACUUGUCUUCGGCUUCCGGGCCAAAACCCAUCCCGAUUACCCCCCGUCGCUCUGUCAUCGCUUGA
This is a messenger RNA of Aspergillus homomorphus CBS 101889, 1389 nucleotides long. RefSeq names its product folliculin domain-containing protein. Bases 1 to 1389 code for a protein of 462 amino acids. Gene Ontology annotation, molecular function: GTPase activator activity. Gene Ontology annotation, biological process: positive regulation of GTPase activity; positive regulation of TORC1 signaling. Lineage: Eukaryota; Fungi; Ascomycota; Eurotiomycetes; Eurotiales; Aspergillaceae. Gene Ontology annotation, cellular component: cytosol. The record is from RefSeq and is a predicted model, not a curated record. The transcript has 2 exons.